CGCCUCCCUUAUUUACAUAAAUAACAUUUUCAGAAACGAAGGCGGAUUUUUUAUUUUACUAGUUAAUCAUAUGAUUAUUGAAGACUGGCUCGUACAUGUAAUCGAAAUGUAGUCCAAUAAACAGCCGCUUCAGAGUCUUUGUUGACUUUUGUUUUGAUUAAUGUUGUUGGUACAUAAAGCCGCAGUGCAGUUGAAAUGAACACAUUAAAAAGACGGGGCCGCCAAGUACUGUUUGCUAUUGGAGGAGUUGCUACCAAUCAAAGUAUACUGAAUAGGACCGGACCCAUUUUCUAUGUUGUUGCCUUAACUGGAAUAUUCGGAUGGGGGAUCACAACGGCAAUUCCUUAUGUGUACUCCGAACUGGAUAUCAACAUUACAAGAUUCUUUCAAGGUGUAGGAUGUUUUUUGGCAUUAGAGUUGAUGAUGAACUGGCUUUGUAUACUGUUUGUUGACUCCUCCUUCCGCCCACCAGAUCAUCUUGAAAAUGGGCCUUUUCAUACUGCAUACUAUUCAGGUGCAAAUCAAGAUACAUCACAGAAAUUGAUUGAACACCACCAUGUACAUAAUGAAAAUCAGUCUGAAAGUGUGACAAUAUCCCCAAAAAAUGGUUUAAUGCAAAAGGCUCCAUUGUAUUUCAGAUGGACAUUUUGUGAGCCUUGUGGCAUUCACACUCCUCCAAGGGCACACCAUUGCCCGCUGUGCCAAACAUGUAUCUUAAAACGUGACCAUCAUUGUUUUGUCGCUGCUAGUUGUGUUGGAUUUCGGAAUCUCCGCCAUUUUUGUGUGUUUCUAUUCUAUGCCGUUCUUGCAACUAUAUUUGCUAUGAUACACGCUCUGCCUUACGCUUAUUUUGAAGUCAUCCCAUAUUUGCCCUCCUAUCUAGAUAUGAUAUAUCCAAUCACUCUUGUAAGGGGCCUUUUAGGGUAUUUGAGUUUGUUGCACUUUUGUCUCAUAUUUUUAGGAUGGAUGUUACUCAUUUACCUUUGUGUCAGUAUUGCAUCAUUAAUUAAGCUUUACAAGUUAGUUUUAUCAGGAUUAACAAAGUAUGAAUAUGAAAACAAUAUUAAAAUUGUCGAUACCAAAGAUACAACUGGUAAACUUGAAGCAGUUUUUGGAAAAAUAUGGUGGCUUAAUUUUCUUUUCCCUUUGCACCGAGUGUUUGAACCAAUAGACGAUCCAUUAUAUUGGCAAAGUAUGGAAUUUUGUGGGUGAAGUGUCAGCUUUUAUUUAAACACGGGUCAAAUGCUGUAACAAAGCUUUCGUUGUUUGUCUUUCAUAUUGUUCGCCAAACUAUACUAUAAUGCAUUGACUUUUUCAGAAAACUUUUUCAUACUUAGAGCUGCACUCUCACAGAUUUACUGUUUUGACAACUUUUUCUUUUUUUGUCUUGGAAUGUGCCAAUUUUUGCGUAAAUAUCUGCAAACCAGUGAUAUAAGACUGCUGACUAAAGAUCAGAUCGCAGAUUUUCAUAUUUCCAAACGAAAAUUAAUAUUUGUUUGCUAAAAGCGUUACUAACGGCUUAAGAAAAAUGAAUAAAACAUCAAUUUUUGAACUUAUUAAAAUAUGAAAAUCUGCAAACUGAUUUUUUGUCAGCAGUCUUAUAUCGCUGGUUUCAAAGCAUUUGUGCAUAAAUUGGCUCGGUCCAAGAAAAAGAAAAAAGUUGUCAAAACGUUCAAUCUGUGAGAGUGCAGCUUUAAUACACAUAGCUAUGUUUUGACAUAAUUAUUAUUUGAAACAUUACUAUCACUUAAUUAUUGUUUAUAAGAAUUAGAUGUAUGUUGGUGAGUGCAUGGAAUAUGAUUGAAAUGUUUGUUUUUAAAUAUGCUCUAUUCAAUAUAUAGAGAAAUUAUACCUAAUAAUUUUGAAUGCCAUGAUUGAUUAAUUCUAUGUCUGUGAAUUAUUUGUUAAAAUGGGUUAUUUUAAUCAUUGUUUGUGAAUCUUUGUGACUUUUUAUAAUUAUAUAUUUUAACCUGGGACCAAUAAUAUGUUUUUCUUCCGAAGGCUACAUUGAAAAUAUGAUUGUUCACACUCAUGACACUUACUGGAAUUAUUAAACAAUGUGUAACC
This is a messenger RNA of Mya arenaria, 2067 nucleotides long. RefSeq lists its product as uncharacterized. The transcript has 3 exons. Gene Ontology annotation, biological process: peptidyl-L-cysteine S-palmitoylation; protein targeting to membrane. Bases 196 to 1212 code for a protein of 338 amino acids. The record is from RefSeq and is a predicted model, not a curated record. NCBI's taxonomy places the organism in Eukaryota, Metazoa, Mollusca, Bivalvia, Myida, Myidae. Gene Ontology annotation, molecular function: protein-cysteine S-palmitoyltransferase activity. Gene Ontology annotation, cellular component: endoplasmic reticulum; Golgi apparatus.